AUGCUCGACGAGAACCUCCCGACGUACCGCCUCCAGCCCUCGUCCGACAACCCCCUCCAGACCGUCCUCUACUUCACCCACAACGGCUCCGAGCCCUCGCCCGAGUACCUGCUCAAGCGGCCCUCCGCCCCCGAGGCGCGCAACAAGUACGCCCUCGGGCUGCUCGACGCGCACUACCCGUCCGUCGUCUACGCCGAGGUCCUCGUCGAGCCCUCGUGGACGCAGCCCACCCUCUCCGCCGCCGAGAUCCGCGCCAACGGCGGCUCCACGUCGCCCGUGCCCCUCACGCCCGACUCCUUCGCCGUCUCCCUCUACAACCCCGACCAGGCCGUCGUCGUGCGCCACCGCCCGGGCAGCUGGGGUAAGUCGGAUGCCUGGGACUUUGAGGUGCCGGAGCGCAGCUUCCGGCUGCCCAGCGCGAGCCGCAUCGACCGCGAGGGCGCCGACGGCGCCGCGCAGGGAGCCGACCUGACGCCCAAGGUCGUGUUCCGGUGGAAGCGCGACGGCCGCCUGAGCAAGGACAUGACGUGCUACAUGUCUGGCCGGAGCGUGGGCGGCAAGAAGAACAAGGAGCCCGACAUCACCGUCGCCAUGUUCCGCGCGGGCAAGAACGAAGGCAUGGUUACGAUAUAUGAGCCCAACAUGGCGCGCGUCGACGUCGAGGACCGCAAGGGGCUCGAGGUCGCCUUCAUCCUGAGCGCAGAGGUGAUUCGGGACCUGUACCUCGUCCCGCGGCACAAUCCCUUCAACGCGGCGUCUGUCGGCGCGGGGCCCACGCAUGUCAACGGAACCCGCAAGAGCUCGAACCCACAGGCCGCGUCGUCGUCACAGCUCGCGUUUGUGUCGGGAGCGCUUGGUGACGCACCGCCAUCAACCGGCGUGCGGCCCGUGUCAACAUCCCCGCCGCCGCCGCGGAGAGACGCCCGGCAGCAGGCCGAGAUCGAGGCCGAGACGAAGAGGUUGCAGGCCAUGGUGGCCGAGGAGGGUCGCAAGGCCCGCGAGCGCGAGAAGCGAGACCUGGAGGAGCAGAAGCGCAUCAAGAAGAUGCUCGAACAGGAGGACAAGGAGCGCCGGAGACGCGAGGCCGAGGUGGAGAAGGAGACGGAGCGGCUGCGCAAGGAGUACGGGGUCCCCGCCCCGGGACCGGCUCAGUCAACGUCCCCCGCGCUGCCGCCGCGGCCGAACCCGGGCCAGUUCUACCCCCCGACCGCCGGGUGGUACGGUCCCAUGAGCGGUCCGGCGCCGCCGCAGCCAGCCCGCCCGAACAGCGUGGGGCCGCCACCGAGGCCGGACCAGUACCAGGGCGGGCGCAAGAAACCCUCAGGCAGCGGCCUAGGGUCGCUGAUGCCGGGCCCUUACGGCGGGCCCGCGGGGGCGAGCGUGAGCGGCUUCUUCCACCGGUCCGACGAGGACAAGCGGAAGAAGGUGCAGAAGAAGCGGAGCGUGCAUUUCUAG
Purpureocillium lilacinum is the source of this 1455-nucleotide messenger RNA. RefSeq lists its product as uncharacterized. The record is from RefSeq and is a predicted model, not a curated record. NCBI's taxonomy places the organism in Eukaryota, Fungi, Ascomycota, Sordariomycetes, Hypocreales, Ophiocordycipitaceae.